Messenger RNA from Gadus morhua (Atlantic cod), 4498 nucleotides. It is a transcript of the gene antxr1c, whose product is annotated as ANTXR cell adhesion molecule 1c. The record is from RefSeq and is a predicted model, not a curated record. Bases 516 to 2219 code for a protein of 567 amino acids. Gene Ontology annotation, cellular component: plasma membrane; cell surface. The transcript has 18 exons. Gene Ontology annotation, molecular function: transmembrane signaling receptor activity. NCBI's taxonomy places the organism in Eukaryota, Metazoa, Chordata, Actinopteri, Gadiformes, Gadidae.
UCUCCUCCCUAAGAUGAAACAUGAAACCUGGUCCAAUUUAGCCAAGUUUGUCCUCUACUAGCUCAUAGUUCGUCCAGCGCCAACACAGCUCCGCAUGACCCAUUUCCAUUCGCCUGUUAUUGAUAGAAAAAAACUUUGUUAAUCAUCCUCCUUUACCCUUCUAUCACUGGAUUGGUUUUUGUCAACAUUUUUCUCCAGAAUUUUAAAAUCGGUACCCGCGUGGAUUGUAGUUAGGUCAUAUCGUGAGGUUUAUUUUUUUUACAGGAAACUUUGUUGCCAUCUCAUUUCACCAUUAGGUGUUGCACAAAACUAAUUGAGUCAUGUUUGACUUAUUCAAAUGACCGAUUCACAUAAAAGUCCAUUACCUGCGUUCUCCUGGAGCCACUCGUCGACCUUACAUUGCCUAUGCAAUGUACAUUUUAAACUACCUUUGUAAUGUGACAAGGCGUUGACCUAUAUCUCAAUGAAAGUUCUUUUUCCAAGGAUUAGACGUCUUAUUCUUUGAAUGAAAAAACAUGACACGUGUUUCGAAAAGCAUGUCGAUUGUGCUCGUCUUUAUGGGAUUAUUCCUGCUCUUCUCGCCAUCUGCACGAGCUGAGCCCGAGACCCUUGACGAAGAGGAGGAAGAGAGCUCGUGCCAGGGGGCCUUUGACCUCUAUUUCGUGCUUGAUAAGUCCGGCAGUGUGAUGGACCAUUGGGACGAUAUCUAUUACUUUGUGGAAAACCUGGCAGAGAAAUUCAAAAGCCCAAUGCUGAGGAUGUCCUUCAUCACCUUCUCCUCCAACGCGGUCACCAUCAUGAAGCUGACCGAGAACAGGGUGGAGAUCAGAAAGGGUCUGAACGCCCUGCAUAGAGAGAUCCCUGGUGGAGACACCUGCAUGGACCAGGGUCUGAACCUGGCAAACCAGCAGAUAUACCACGAGAACAUAGGGACGGCUAGUGUUAUAAUCGCACUGACAGACGGAGAGCUGCAGGAACAUCAGCUCAGGGAUGCUCAGCAGGAGGCGGAGAGGGCCAGGUCUCUUGGUGCCAUUGUUUACUGCGUUGGAGUGAAGGAAUUUAACGAGACUCAGCUGGCCACCAUUGCAGACACAAUCGAGCAUGUGUUUCCUGUGUUGGGAGGAUUCCAAUCCCUCCGAGGGGUCAUCGACUCGAUCAUUAAGAAGUCCUGCAUCGAGAUCUUGGCGGCUGAGCCGUCCAGCGUGUGUGCAGGAGAAUCAUUUCAAGUGGUGGUGAGAGGCAAUGGCUUCCUCCAUGCGCGAAAUAUCGACCAGGUGCUCUGCAGCUUCAAAGUCAAUGACACCAUUACUAUAAAUGAGAAACCAGCCCAGGUUGAGGACACCUUCCUGCUGUGUCCUGCCCCCGUCAUCGGGGAAAUCGGGAAGGUGAUUUAUCUGCAAGUCAGCAUGAACGACGGUCUGUCUUUCAUCACCAGUAACGUGCACGUCACCACUACAGAGUGUUUUGACGGCACCAUUCUGUUGAUCACCCUGCUGGUGCUGCUCAUGCUGCUGGCCAUGCUCUUCAUGUGGUGGUUCUGGCCGCUCUGCUGCACUUUGGUGAUCAAGGAACCGCUACCCCCUCCUCCCCCAGAGCCUGAGUCGGACGACGAGGACGGCCUCCCCAAGAAGAAGUGGCCCACCGUGGACGCCUCGUACUACGGGGGCAGGGGGGUCGGGGGCAUCAAGAGGAUGGAGGUACGCUGGGGGGGGAAGGGGUCGACCGAAGAGGGCGCCAAGCUGGAGAAACCCAAGAACGCCGUGGUCAAAAUGCCCGAUCAGGAGUACGAGCCCUUUGAGCCCAAACCGAAGAAAUCUCACAACAGGAAGGCCCCUCAGGACAGGAAAUGGUACACACCCAUACAGGGUAAACUGGACGCUAUCUGGGCGCUGUUUCGCCGUGGUUACGACCAGGUGUCUCUGAUGAGGCCUCAACCUGGAGAUCAUGGCCGCUGCAUCAACUUCACCCGCGUGAAGGACGAGGCGGCCGCCGGCGCCAACGCCAGGGCCCCGCCCCCCCGCACGCCCAGCCACACCCCCUCCCCUCCGCCGCCGGACUACCACCCCGUGACCCGCACGCCCACGCCGCCGCAGCUGAGCAGCCCGCCGGCCAGGCUGCCCCCGAUGGGGCAGAUGCCCCUGGGACCCCCGCCCUCCCGCACCCCCCCGGGACUCCCCGGCCCCCCGCCCUCCAGGCCCCCGCCCAGCCUGCAGCUCUAGACCAAAGGGAGGCAGGAACAGAGAAGGGAGAGAAAUAGAGUGAAAGGAGAGGGAAUGAUGCUGACCGCCUCCCCCCCACCCCCACCCCCACGAACAACCUCUUCAUUAUAAGCCGACCCCCCCCCAACCCGUCCUACACGGCUAUCAGUUCGAUGCCGAUGGACCACCCAGCCAGGAAUACUCCAACAACAUCUACUAAAGAUGAUUAUCAAAACAGAUACAAAAAUCUGUCCAAAAGUCAUGGAGCUCUUCGUUUAUUUUUUGGCACGGAUCUGAUCCAAUUUUGCAGCGAUUCUUGUAAAAUAUAAUAUCUUAUAGCUUGUUAGCAUCCACUUCCAUCUAUCCAAAUACGGAUUAAAAUGUGGUGAACUAGUUAUUCAUAUGUCAUUUAGAUGAUAGGCUUGUUGAAUCAGGUUUGUGCUGAAUUUGACUCUGUGUUUACUCUAAUUAGGCUAUUUUGAAGCACGUUAUCACACGAUACGUUCAUCACGUCGCAAAGCUACAACAAACAAGCAGUGAUGCAUAUGAGGAGCGCUAAAGUAGACGGGCACGUGUGUGGGGGGGAGACCGUGCUUGGCAUUAUAUUUUUUAAGAUCGGCGAGGUUUGUUGCUGGACAGCAAAGCAGGACAGGAUAUCAGAAAAGAACUGCAGCAACGGUUUCAUUAUUUUGUUCUCUUUUAUCAACUACUGAGUUUUCUUGCCAAUCUUUCGAGUGUAGGCUAACAGUAGGUUGCUAGCAUGGACAUCGUCCUUAUCCAAUUUCAAUUAAAUGAAUCGUGUUAUUCAUACAUUGCUAGGUUGGUAGAACAGCAAGUGUUAAAUAAUUUUUUUUAACAAUUAUACAUGAUCAUAAAGUGUUGUUAUCGGUUAAAUGUUCUUUGGUAUUUUUUCUGAUUAAAUGUGGUUGACACAUUUUUAUCCCAAAUAAACUCUUUUUUUACCCUCAAUUAUUAUUCAACCUCAAACCUGAUAUGCUAAAACAUGAUUUUAUAAAUAAGGUGUUGAAAUUACAAUUGUAUGCAAUCUUUACCUGAUUUAUUACCUCCUCAGGAUUGGAGUACAGGACAGGUUUUGUCAUUAAAAGCGUUACGGCUGUUAUAUAUGUCUGUUGUUUGGAGAUAAUGUCUGUGGGUGUGCUUUUCCGGGCGUUUUAUUCUCUGUUUGGUUUCCAUGUACGCUUUGUCGUCAAUAACUUUGAGGCUUUAGAUGUUGGCCUUCGAAACUCAUCAAGGCAGUUUAACGAAACGGGAUGUGGUAUUACUUUAGAAUCUGUGCACAUAGAAGAGCUGGGCAAAGUAAAGGCAUAACCAGCGUAGUUUGUUUUUCACACUUUGACAUGUUCGUUUUGUAUGACGAGCAAACUCAUCCAUUUGAGAAAUCAGGAAGGAACACCCCUGGUCUUCAGUUAAACUGUACUGAGUAUCAUGUAUGUCUACUAUCACCACCAGUCACAUUGCAACUGCAGGGCAGUUCAUUCAGCAUCUAAUUUAUUUAACUUCCCACUCAAGAGGUAGAGGAGGGUACUUGAAUAUCGACAAGGUGUCCACCAGCCAAAGACGGACACUGUGCAAAGAAGACACUUGCAAAAACACAGUUUAACUUCAUGUCCCACCAGCCACCCACCAGUCAGCCUUUGCGGACCGCCUUCUGUGGUGCAAUGCAGCUGUAGAUUUGAAACGGUCGCCAAACAGUAAAUCAAUCGAUCCACAAGGCGAAAGGUUAUUGCUGUUUUUUUCACAUUGGUUUAUAUUAUAUAUGAUGUCACCACAUUAGUGCAAUGAUGAUGUCAUGUAGUGUGCCUUUUGUUUGUAAAGAAACAUGUUCACUUAGCAGCCAUAUUGGUUGUUUAGUUGGGGAAACCAAUGCAGUAUUUCUUUAGGUCUGCAUUCAAUUUCUGCAUAUUAAAUUUCCCCCGGAUGCCAUUUUGAGUUUUUAUGAUUACCCUUAAGAUUCUUAAAGAUGUAUACCCCCAACUAACCAGUAUGGCUGCUAUAGGUCCAAGGUCGGGGAAAUUUACCAUUUCAAGUAAUGUAUGGGCAAAAAAUGAAUAUUUUUGUUUCAUCCAGUGCCUCCUGAGAUUCUUUUCCAUACAUUAUUUUCAUAAGUAGUUUGAGAUAUUCUUACUGUUGUUGUUUGCUGGUUGUGGUCCGUUUUUUAAUUACUUCAAGAGAUCAUUUCAAAGUGCAAGGGAUGUUUUAAAACUGGUUCUGUAAUCUCUACCAAGCAAGAAUUACAUUUUUGUAAGUCAAAUAUAAUAAAUGUUUCACUUCAAAUCGAA